AUGGGUUGUAUAUGUGCAACUGUGCCAAGAAAAAACUAAAUUAGGCCGAUGAAAACAAGAAAUAAGGAUUUGGUGUUUACUUCAACUGAAGACAUUUCUAAAAUCUAUGUUCUUGGAAAAGUCUUAGGAGUAGGAUCGUUUGGAAAGGUAAUAGCAGCUAAAAUGAGGAGUAAUCCUAUGAAAUAAUAUGCAAUCAAAAUUAUUGAGAAAAAAAAAGUCAAAGGCAGAGAAGACAUUUUGGCUAAUGAAAUAUUUAUUUUGUAGAAGUUGGAUCAUCCCAACAUAAUCAAAUUUCACGAGGUUUAUCAGAAUAGAAUGAACUUCUAUAUUUGUAUGGAUUAUUGUAAAGGGGGAGAACUAGUAGAGUGGAUUCCAAAGCGAUAUAAAAAUUUUCAUGAAAGAAACAUCAAGGAAAUAAUGAAGAAGAUCAUAUCUGCCGUAGCAUACAUUCAUGGUCAAGGGAUAGUGCAUAGAGAUAUUAAGGCUGAAAAUAUUAUGAUAGCAAAUAAGAAGGAUGAUGCUGAACCAAAAUUAAUUGACUUUGGAUUAGCAAAUAAAUUCGAUACAUCAAAGCUACGUCGUUUAAAAUCAUUUGUUGGAACCCCUAUGUACAUGGCUCCAGAGGUAAUUCAAGGGAAGUAUGAUGAAAAAUGUGAUAUCUGGUCUCUUGGUGUUCUAUUAUUUACAUUACUCUCAGGUCACAUGCCUUUUCACGGAGAAUCAAAAGAAGAACUAUACGAUAACAUUUAAAGGGCUAACAUUACCUUCACAUAUAAUGCUUGGAAGAAUGUGAGUGAUGAUGCCAAAGAUAUAGUAAGAAGAAUGUUGCAGAAGAAUCCAAACCUAAGACCGUCAGCAAUAACUUUAUUAAAACAAGAGUGGUUUACAAAGUUGGAAGUUUUUGAGGAAAAACAAACACUGGACCAUCAAAUUUCCCAAAAAGGUUAAGCCUCCCCUUCAAAUUCUAAUUCUGAUAACAGAUCUAUAUAUUAGAUGCUGAAACAAACAGCUUAAAAAGGGGGAAGUAAAUUUCGAAAAGAAGUAAUGACAAUUUUAGUGAAAUAAUUAAAUGAAUAAGAAUUGAGUAAUCUAAUAGAAAAAUUCAAAUAAAUAGAUGUUGAUAAUUCAGGAACAAUUACUAUAUUCGAAUUAAGAUAGGCACUUAUCGCAGAGGGUUCACCUGCAUCGAUUGAUGAAAUUGAAAGAUUGGUUGAGAAUAUUUCACCAAAGAAUGCUUUAGAUGUGAAGAAACGAUCUAGACCUUCGGUUGAGUUAAAAUACAGUGAAUUUUUGGCGUCUUGCAUUGAUGAGAGGAAGUUUUUGACUAGAGAAAAAUUAUGGUCCUUAUUUAAAUUUUUUGAUACAGAUAAUUCGAAUUACAUCACGAAAGAUGAUAUCAAGGAGGCUUUUGCAAGAAAUGCAAAGUCAUUCACAGAUGAGUAAAUUGAAGAGAUGAUUUAUGAAAUUGAUCCUAAUCAUGACAACAAAAUUAGUUUUGAUGAGUUCUGUCAAAUGUUUGAUAAUGCUGGAAUCUAUUAGAAAUUAGAUGAUGAUGAUGAAGUAAUUGAAACAUGA
This is a messenger RNA of Paramecium tetraurelia, 1575 nucleotides long. RefSeq lists its product as uncharacterized. Lineage: Eukaryota; Ciliophora; Oligohymenophorea; Peniculida; Parameciidae. The record is from RefSeq and is a predicted model, not a curated record. Gene Ontology annotation, biological process: intracellular signal transduction; peptidyl-serine phosphorylation; protein autophosphorylation. The transcript is spliced from 5 exons. Gene Ontology annotation, molecular function: calcium/calmodulin-dependent protein kinase activity; calcium ion binding; calmodulin binding. Gene Ontology annotation, cellular component: cytoplasm; nucleus.